Molecule: messenger RNA, 501 nt
Organism: Kwoniella shivajii
Lineage: Eukaryota; Fungi; Basidiomycota; Tremellomycetes; Tremellales; Cryptococcaceae
Exons: 3
Coding region: 1-501 (166 amino acids)
Source: RefSeq, a predicted model, not a curated record
AUGGGACUUCUUGACUUUUUGCCGUGCUGUGGACCACGGAAAGACAAGAGGAAAGACGUCGAAAGCACUUCUGAGGCUGCUAAUUUGAUUCCACCACCUCGCGAGGAGUCAAUUAUAUCGGCAGACGGUCUGGCAGGAGGUUAUGGAGCAGUAGAGCAAGGUCUUACGGACGAACAGCGACUACGGAUAGAAGCAAUCGGACGAGAGGUUGGCAGUCAUAUGCUUCCUAUUCAAUCUCUGCCUCCAGGUCAGCGAACAUCACCCUCACUAUCCAGAAACUCUGCACGUGCGAUAUCCCCUUCGUCUCGCGAUUCUUCCCGACCCUCUUCCCCUUCACCGUUACGACCGGAAACUUCCCCGCCUGAUGGUGUGAUGCAGUCACCAGAGAAAGAAGCAGACGAUGGCGUUGUCAGGAAAACCUUAUUCGCAGGCGGCGGCAUGAACAGUCGGAAAACUAGUGGUCGAGGUAAGAGUAAAGCUCGAGGCAAGGGAAAGAAGUGA